Molecule: messenger RNA, 735 nt
Organism: Parasteatoda tepidariorum (common house spider)
Lineage: Eukaryota; Metazoa; Arthropoda; Arachnida; Araneae; Theridiidae
Product: peptidyl-prolyl cis-trans isomerase H
Biological process (GO): protein folding; protein peptidyl-prolyl isomerization
Cellular component (GO): intracellular membrane-bounded organelle; cytoplasm
Molecular function (GO): peptidyl-prolyl cis-trans isomerase activity; cyclosporin A binding
Source: RefSeq, a predicted model, not a curated record
GAAAUAUAAAUUGUUCAUAGUUGUAACGGAAAAUCAACCGGCCAAAAUAAACAACCUGCAAAAUAAAAUUGUUAUUUAAUUGUUUAAUUUAAUUAUUUUUUUAAAUUUGUAGCUUUAAUAAUGGCUACUUGGAAUCAAAUACAAUCGCAAUUAAGGCACCCUAAUAAUCCUGUUGUGUUUUUUGAUAUAACAAUCGGAUCAACUGAAGUUGGAAGAAUGAAGAUGGAGCUUUUUGCUGAUAUAGUGCCUAAAACUGCUGAAAAUUUUAGGCAGUUUUGUACUGGUGAAUAUAAAAAAGAUGGUGUGCCCAUUGGUUUCAAAGGAUGUAUAUUUCACAGAGUAAUUAAAGAUUUUAUGAUACAAGGUGGUGAUUUUGUUAAUGGUGAUGGAACAGGUGUGAUGAGCAUAUAUGGUGCUACUACUUUUGUAGAUGAAAACUUUAAACUGAAACAUGAUGGGCCUGGUUUGCUUUCAAUGGCAAAUAGUGGUAAGGAUACGAAUGGAUGUCAAUUCUUCAUAACGUGUGCGAAAUGUGAUUUUCUUGAUGGCAAACAUGUAGUAUUUGGACGAAUUUUAGAUGGACUUUUAGUUAUGAGAAAGAUUGAAAAUGUUCCAACUGGUCCUAACAAUAAGCCAAAGAUUCCUGUUAUAAUUUCACAGUGUGGUGAAAUGUGAAGAAGGAAACUUUAACAAUUUCUGUUGUAAAUAGUGUGAAUAAACUUUUUAUAUAUUUUG